Molecule: messenger RNA, 3936 nt
Organism: Sardina pilchardus (European sardine)
Lineage: Eukaryota; Metazoa; Chordata; Actinopteri; Clupeiformes; Clupeidae
Gene: diaph1
Product: protein diaphanous homolog 1
Biological process (GO): actin filament polymerization; actin cytoskeleton organization
Cellular component (GO): actin filament
Molecular function (GO): small GTPase binding; actin binding
Source: RefSeq, a predicted model, not a curated record
GAGACAGGAAGAGACGAACUGCUUUGUGUGUGGAGUAGGGCUCACUAGUUUAACUUUGGCAAGAUGGGAAAUGCUUAUGAAAAGCAAAAAACAUGAAUGUCAACGGAAGAAUAAUGAAAAACGGACGAAUAAAGCGACUAUUUUGAUGGACACAGUGAAUUUUCAACGAGACGGAUAGUUUUUUUCAACUGCGUUCUAGCGUGACACAGUUGGCAACACAACGUUAAGCUCAGCGAGGCAGAGAGGCUCUCUCAAACUUGGGAGGAUUACCAGAAGAUAUAACAUUUCAAUUGAUGCUUCCUGGGCCACAGUUUUUCGAGAUGUUAAUGUUCCUUACUCGAAAGCCAAGAAGAAGGAUUACAAAAAAGUUUAAAUAAAGCGACGUGUGUGUAUUUGAGGGUUCAUAUUUAAAUUUCCCUCCCUUUUUAGCCCAGGGCAGUACCAGAAAAGGGGUUCACAGAAAUCAAUCAACACAGUUUUGGGGUCCUGGUUGAAAUUCAGACAGUUUGCGGCGCUUAGGGAGAGUUUGUUUUUAUGUAAUCACGACGUCGUCUGUCUAGUUACAAGGAAACACUCACUAUUUGAAUAGUUCGGGUGCUUUCAUUUUUUUGAUUUUCAUAAGAACACACUAGCCAUGGAUCCACAUUCGGGGAAUGGGGCAUCAGCCCCUGUUUCUAAAGGAAAAGAGAAAAAGCCUAAGAAAAAUUAUGAAGAUGGAGAAAGCAAGAAAAAGUUUAAACUUAAAAGGCUGAUUCCCGAUGAGCUGGAGCGCUUCACCAGCAUGCGUCAGAAGAAGGAGAAGGAGAAACCCGGCCACCACCCGGGCCAGAGGCACUCCACGGCCGCCCAGUACGAGGUGCCCGCCGGGGGCUCCAUGCUGCACGAGCACCCAGACGAGUACGUGCUGGACCUGUUCGAGAAGAUGCUGGUGGACAUGAAUCUGAAUGAGGAGAAACAGCGGCCCUUGCGGGAGAAGGACAUCAGCAUCAAACGGGAGAUGGUGUCUCAGUACCUGCACACCUCCAAGGCUAGUCAAAACCAGAAAGAGAGCUCCAAGUCUGCGCUGGUUUACAUUCAGGAGCUGAAGAGCGAGCCCCGAGACACACAGCUACUCAGCAUCCUGGAGUCUCUGAGAGUCUCUCUCAACAGCAUGAGAGAGUUUUGGAGUCCCUAACAGAGAUAGCGGAAGAACGGGACAAUGAGCGGUUUGAAUAUCUACUGUCCGGCAUAAGCAAGCCUAACAUUGCACUCAAGGCUGUGUGUAUGCAGCUGAUCAACGCCCUGAUCUCCCGCGGAGAGGAGCUGGACUUCAGGAUCCACAUCCGCUCAGAGCUCAUGAGGCUCGGCCUGCGGGACCUGCUCAAUGAGCUGAGGAACAUUGAGAAUGAGGAGCUGAAGGUGCAGUUGCAAGUGUUUGAUGAGCAGGCGGAGGACGACUCGGAGGACUUCAGGGCUCGGCUGGACGAUGUCCGCAUUGAGAUGGAUGAUACGACGGAGGUGUUCCAGAUCCUCCUGAACACGGUGAAGGACUCCAAGGCCGAGGGCUACUUCCUGUCCCUCAUGCAGCACCUGCUGCUGGUGCGCAACGACUACAUGGUCAGGCCACAGUACUAUAAACUGAUCGACGAAUGCAUCGCCCAGAUUGUGCUGCACAGGAACGGGGUCGACCCGGACUUCAAGUGCCGCAACCUGCAGAUCGAAGUGGAGAGCCUCAUCGACAAAAUGGUGGACAAGACCAAGGUGGAGAUCAGCGAGGCCAAGGCUGUGGAGCUGGAGAAGAAGCUGGAUACGGAGCUGACGGCGCGGCACGAGCUGCAGGCGGAGCUGAACAAGAUGGAGAGCGACCUCAAGCAGCAGCUGCAGGAGCUGGAGAAGGAGAAGGAGCGGCUGGGCUCGGAGAAGGGCGAGAAGGAGAAGGAGAACCAGGGCCUGCAGGGCCGCAUCGGAGAGCUCACCCAGAAGAUCGAGAAGCUCUCCAAAGACCUGGAGGAAGCCAAGACCAAGGUCAUCAUGGUGACCGUGCCUGUGCCCGUGCCUGCGUCAGGACCCCCCGCACCUGGCCAACCUGGGGGGCCUCCACCUCCGCCGCCUCCACCCCCCCUCCCAGGUCAGACCGGCUUCCCAGCUCAGCCUGGCCCCCCAGUACCAUGCCCUGCUGCCCUGCCCAUCCCACCAGGACCACCGCAUGGCAUGCCCCCUCCCCCACCGCCGCCCCCUUUACCGGGCAUGCCUGGUCCUCCACCUCCACCCCCACUCCCUGGCAUGCCUGGACCCCCACCACCCCCACCCUUGCCAGGCAUGCCCGGUCCCCCUCCACCACCCCCACUGCCGGGCAUGCCUGGCCCCCCUCCUCCGCCACCUCUUCCGGGCAUGGGAGGUCCACCGCCCCCUCCGCCUCUGCCUGGGAUGCCGGGGAUGCCCCCUCCACCGCCUCCUCCGCCCGGCGGCCCUGGCGCGCCCCCUCCGCCACCCUUCAUGGGGGGCAUGCCUCCCCCUCCGCCCGGGGGCUUCGGAGGCUGGGGCGUCAAAGCGCUGCCCUUCGGCCUGGAGCCUAAGAAGGAGUACAAGCCAGAGGUCCAGCUGAAGAGAGCCAACUGGUCCAAGAUUGGCCCAGAGGAGCUGAAGGAGAACAGCUUCUGGACCAAGGUGAAGGAGGAACGAUUCGAGACCAGUGAGCUCUUAGCCAAACUCACCAUCACCUUCUCCUCACAGACCAAGACUAAGAAGGAUCAGGAGGGGGCAGAUGAGAAGAAGGUGGCCCAGAAGAAGAAGGUGAAGGAGCUGAAGGUCAUCGACGGCAAGACCUCACAGAACCUGUCUAUUUUCCUGGGUUCAAACCGCAUGCCAUAUGAGGACUUGAAAAAUGCCAUCCUGGAAGUGAAUGAGAAAGUGCUCACUGAGAACAUGGUGCAGAGCCUGAAUAAGCUGUUGCCAGAGCCUGAGCAGUUGAGUGUGUUGGCUGAGAUGAAGGAUGAGUACGACGACCUGGCCGAAUCGGAGCAGUUUGGAGUGGUGAUCAGCUCGGUGAACCGCCUGAAGCCGCGCCUGAGCGCCAUCCUGUUCCGGCUGCAGUUCGAGGAGCAGCUGAACAACCUGAAGCCGGACGUGGUGGCGGUGUCGGCCGCCUGCGAGGAGAUGCGCCAGAGCAAGGCCUUCUCCCAGCUGCUGGAGCUCAUCCUGCUCGUGGGCAACUACAUGAACGCCGGCUCGCGCAACGGCAAGGCCUUCGGCUUCAGCAUCAGCUACCUGUGCAAGCUGCGAGACACCAAGUCUGCGGACCAGAAGCAGACGCUGCUGCACUUCCUGGCGGACAUGUGCCUAGAGGAGCAUCCCGACGUCAUGCACUUCGCCGACGAGCUCAUCCACGUGGAGAAGGCCAGCCGAGUGUCUGCUGAGAUGCUGCAGAAGAAUCUGAACCAGAUGGGCAAGCAGAUUCAGAACCUGGAGAAGGACAUCGAGAGCUUCCCGCCAGCCCAGAGCGACAAGGACAAGUUUGUCGAGAAAAUGACGACCUUCGUGGCCACCGCCAAGGAGCAGUACGAGAAGCUGGACCUGAUGCACAAGAACAUGGAGAAGCAGUACGAGGAGCUGGGCACCUACUUCGUCUUUGACCCCCGCAAGAUCAGCCCCGAGGACCUGUUCGGAGACCUCAACAACUUCAAGAACAUGUUCCAAACUGCGGUGAAGGAGAACCAGAAGCGUAGGGAGUCGGAGGAGAAGAUCCGCAAGGCCAAGCUGGCCCGGGAGAAGGCCGAGAGGGAGAAGGAGGAGAAGGCCAAGAGGAGUCAGAUCCUCGACAUCAACGCAGAGGGUGAUGAGACUGGUAUCAUGGACGGCCUGUUGGAGGCACUGCAGUCUGGAGCUGCGUUCAGGAGGAAGAGAGGACCCCGACAAGCAGGGAACGCUUGGACCGGAGCCCGGCGGCGCGGAGACUAA